AAUGCCUCGCAAGUAUGUUCCGCGGCUGUGUGCAAGAAAUUAUGCCAACUACACGCAGGAAGCACUAGCUUCGGCAUUGAAAUCUGUAAAGCAAAACCGAAUGUCAAUCCGGCAAGCGUCCAAGCAUUACAAAAUUUCCUUCGGCACGCUGAAUAACAGAUGUAAAAAUUUGCAUACGAAGAGCGCCGGAACUCCAACCGUGCUAUCGAGUGCCCAGGAGAAGGAGCUCAGCGAGGUGAUAAAAGUUGCUGGUGAAUGGGGUUACCCUCUCCCCCCGGGUCGAGUGGCAAUAUUGGUGAAAAAAUUCCUCGAUGACAACCUCAUGAAAACCAGGUUUGUUGACAAUCGCCCCGGUCCAGAUUGGAUUGCGUCCUUUAUGAAGCGAACCAACUUGGCAGCCCGUUGCACUCAAAACAUUAAAAGGGCUCGUGCUAAGGUGUGCCCUAGAACUGUAAAAGAAUAUUUUGACAACCUGGCCCGGACGCUCCAUGGCAUUCCGAAGGAAAAUAUCAUAAACUACGAUGAGACAAACUUUACGGACGAUCCUGGAAGCCGAAGAGUGAUAUGUAGAAGAGGACAGAAGCACGUCGAACGCGUCUUAGACCACUCAAAAUCAUCAUAUUCCGUCAUGUUCGCUGGCACUGCAGAUGGAAAAACGCUUUCAACGUACGUAGUGUAUGCAGCUCUUCAUCUCUAUCCAACAUGGGUUCAAGGAGGACCUAAAGGUAGCCGCUACAAGCGAACGAAGUCAGGAUGGUUCGAUGAACGGACGUAUGAGGACUGGAUUUUGACAGUUGCUCUUCCGUACUGCAAGAAGAUACCGAAUGAUAAGCCACGAGUGUUGAUUGGAGACAAUGUUGCGUCCCACAUGUCUAUUCGAGCCAUCAAAAGCUGCAUGGAGAACAACAUAAAGUUCGUGUUCCUGCCGCCCAACUCUACCCACCUAUGUCAGCCAUUGGAUGUGGCGUAUUUUGGGCCGCUGAAAAAGGCAUGGAGGAGUACGUUGGAACAAUGGAAGAGUAGAAAUAAGGGUUGUGUCCCGAAACAUAUUUUUCCACGAUUGUUGAAAGAAACUUUGGAGUCUAUCAGUGCUACCUCUGAGAAUAACAUGAAAGCAGGAUUUAAGGCGGCUGGCAUUCAUCCGCUAAACAGGUAUGCUGUGCUAAAACGAAUUCCUGGAGGAAAUGAUGAAGAACCAAAGCCCAGCACCAAUAACUCGUUCUCGGAGCAGCUGGUGAAGAUACUCAAAGAAGAACGAUUCGGAGAAAAAGAUCAACGACAGAUCCCCAAGAAGCGACGUCUGUUUGAUGUAACGCCUGGUACCAGCGUUUCAGAGCAACAGCUGAUUGCAGCCACAAAAACGAUGGAAGUAGAUGGUCAAAAUAAAAAGGCUUCCGGAACAAUCAAACAGGAACCUGGACAGAAAGUAGCACGGAAAAUUUCCAAAAAGUGUCAUCUAGUGGAUGUUCAACCGGAUGAGAACGAAAAUACAAUACCGUUGCUAAUCAAACAGGAACCUAACAUUCGGACUUCCAAAAAGCGUCGUUUGAAUAAUGUGCAACUCGAUGGUAUAGAAAAUAUCACACACCGGACAAUUAAGAAAGAGCCUGCUCAGCAUCAAGAGGAAAAACAAGCUACCAGGUUGAAGAAAGGGAAAGUGACGAAAGCGUCCGUCAGAAAUAAAAUUCGGAUUUGAAAUCAGUUUUUUUUAAUUGGAAAUUGGUGACUGUUAUUCAAUUUUGCGAAAAACCAUCAAAACACCACUAUUGUUUGAAUCAUUUAAAUAUUACAAUGAAUUGCUUUGGUUUUCAAGCUUAUUAUUUUUGUUGAAUAAACUCCAACGCUGUGCGUAAACUAAAUUGAAAGAUUUG
Molecule: messenger RNA, 1871 nt
Organism: Armigeres subalbatus
Lineage: Eukaryota; Metazoa; Arthropoda; Insecta; Diptera; Culicidae
Exons: 2
Coding region: 2-1696 (564 amino acids)
Cellular component (GO): nucleus
Molecular function (GO): DNA binding
Source: RefSeq, a predicted model, not a curated record